This is a messenger RNA of Clarias gariepinus (North African catfish), 7127 nucleotides long. RefSeq names its product neuropilin and tolloid-like protein 2. Lineage: Eukaryota; Metazoa; Chordata; Actinopteri; Siluriformes; Clariidae. Bases 327 to 2024 code for a protein of 565 amino acids. Gene Ontology annotation, molecular function: protein binding. The transcript has 9 exons. The record is from RefSeq and is a predicted model, not a curated record.
CCCUGUCUCUCCCUGCAGCUCCACAGACCUUUAGUGCUCAUUUCUAAAUGGGAUUAACCGCGCAGUGUGUCUCAGCCUGGGACUCGACCUCACAUCUGGAAUAUCAUCCGAGGUGCCUUCUGUCAUCUGGGGAAGAGAUGGGAUUAACCAGAUUGCAGAAAAGUUGGAAUUUCUGAGACAAUCUGAACUGGAUUGUAUUGCAAUAAAAAAGAAAACAAACAAAAUAAAUAAACAUGGAAAGAUAAAAGGAGAAGCUUCAAAGAAAAGAAAAAAAGCUACAGAGGAAACAAAAGGAUACAGAGGCAGUUUAAUAACAGGGAGAGGAGAUGCACAGAGCUUGGAUUCUUCUCAUUGUCAUAGAAGAGGGCUUUGCUCUGGCGCAAAAAAUCAAAGAGACGAAUGAAGAUGGACCUCCAGCCAAAAAUGAGCAGUGUGGCAUCUGGACUAAAACCAUCAGCGGAGGCCAGUUCAUGUCCCCCAACUAUCCCAACACCUACCCACCUAACAAGGAGUGUGUCUACGUCCUAGAGGCCUUGCCUCGGCAGAGGAUCCAAUUGGUCUUCGACAAAAACUACUACAUCGAGCCGUCGUUCGAGUGCCGGUUCGAUCACCUGGAGAUAAGAGAUGGUCCCUUCGGUUUCUCGCCGCUCAUCGAUCGCUACUGUGGGCCGAAGAGCCCCGGCGUGGUCACCUCCACCGGACGCUUCAUGUGGAUCAAAUUCUCCAGCGACGAAGAGCUGGAGGGCCUCGGCUUCCGCGUCAAAUACACCUACAUAGCAGACCCGGAUUUUAAAUUGCAUGUGGGUGGACUUCUAAAUCCGAUCCCGGAUUGUCAGUUCGAGGUCAGUGGCUCGGAUGGGUUUGUCCGCUCCAGCCAGGUGGAAGAGGAGGAAAAAGUGAAACCCGGUGAAGCUCUGGAUUGCAUCUGGACAAUCCGAGCGCCUCCUCAUUCCAAGAUCUACCUGCGCUUUCUGGAGUACCAGAUGGAAAAUUCAAAUGAGUGCAAGAGGAACUUUGUGGCCAUUUAUGACGGCAGCAGCGCCAUAGAGAACCUAAAGGCGAAGUUCUGCAGCACGGUGGCCAACGACGUGAUGCUGGAGAGCGGAGUCGGAGUCGUACGCAUGUGGGCCGAUGAGACGAGUCGCCUCAGCCGCUUCCGAAUGCUCUUCACCUCCUUUAUUGAUCCUCCUUGCUCCGGAAACACCUUCUUCUGCCACAGCAACAUGUGUAUCAACAAUUCGCUGGUGUGUAACGGCGUGCAGAACUGCGUGUACCCUUGGGAUGAGAACCACUGCAAGGAGCGGAAGUCUAAAGGCCUGUUCCACCAAAUCACCAAGACCCACGGCACAGUUAUCGGGAUCUCCUCUGGUGUGGUGCUUGUUUUACUCAUCAUCUCCAUCCUGGUCCAAAUGAAGCAGCCUCGUAAGAAGGUGGUGUCACGCCGUCCAGCUGUCUUCAACAAAUCAGGUAUCCAGGAAGUGUUUGACCCUCCACACUAUGAGCUCUUCUCCCUACGAGACAAAGAGCUCUCAUCUGACCUCGCUGAGCUGAACGAGGAGCUCGAGAGCUUUCAGAAGCUUAGGCGUUCGUCCACAACAUCCCGUUGCAUCCAUGAGCACCACUGUGGUGGCACCGGCAGUAUAAAGCAAAAUCGUAGCGCGCUGGGCUCCAUGGAGCUCUCAUACCACAACGAAUUCUCCAAACCACAGCCUAUGAAGACCUUUAACAACAGUGGCCUGGGGAGUUACAAGAAGAGCUGCUAUGGCUACAAACAGACUCAUGAGUGUGCCGAGCAGGUCAUUGAGGACCGGGUCAUGGAAGAAAUACCGUGUGAAAUCUAUGGAAGGGGUGGGGCCAUAGGUGGAAAUGUGGGAGGGAUUUUGGGUGGGGCUGUAGGCGGAGCUACAGGAAGUAUCGGAAGUGGGUGCAGCAGCAUCAGCAUCCGUAAUCAUGGCGGUGUUCGUAGCAACAAUGCCACUAGCAUACCAGAUACAAGUCAGCGCUCCAUUUCCAUGGACUUUUGAAAGACUGGAGGCCGGUAGAGAAGGAGGGGGAGUCGAGGAAAAGGGGAAAAAAAAUACCCAAAAGACCGACCAUCACAGACUCUUUUAUUGUUCAUUUCUGGUAUGUCUGGUAACAAGUCAAGGUAUCUUCAAGAUAAUCAACCCAGUCGCCUUGAUUCACUUCUAGACGUUCAGAAUGACCCAAAUGACUCAAACUCUUCAAGACAUGUCCUUCAUUUUGUGUUUUGCCACAAGAAACCCUGCAUCCCUGCCAUAUGUUUGAACAAAUGGACAGAGUGGAACCACAGAAAUAUACAUAUACUAGUGCUUUUUCACCACACGUCAAUCAGUUGACCAUGAAGGACUUUCUGAAAUUUCCAGGACACUUUUGGAAACAUUUUUGUUGCAUAUUGUUUUGAUGUAGAGACCCCCGACUGAGACAUGUCUCUGACAUCAGCUGUGCCUCCUGGUUGCAAAAAGAAUGCAGGAGUACAUUGUGACUUUUAGGAGCAGAGUCAGAAAUUAUUUCCUACAAGUUGCAUUGUGCUAUAGGGUGCCAGAAUCAGAAAAGCGGUCUUCACUGCCUUUGUAAUAUUACUGUGUAACACAGUCUAACUUUCCAAGCUUAAGGAGGAUAGUUGUAGUUACAGAGAUGAUAAUGGGGUUAAUAAUAAAGAGACAAAAAACUGCCCAUUUUUGCAGCAGUUUCAUCUUAGUUACAUAGCUGACUUCGAGCUCAAUGUGCUAAUUUAACAGGCUAACCUUAUUAGUUGUCUAAUACUGUAUGUAUUGCAUAAAUAAUUAGACCUACUACUCCUGUACUGUUCUUUGCUUUAUAUGAGCCUCAUUCUCUACUGUUUGGCCCUGGCUCAUUGCAUGUGCUGUUAAUGGUAAAAAGUACAGGUCACUGUGUUCUUGUAUGUCCUCUGCAUAUUUGAUCACAGAGCGAUAAAGUAAUGUUCAGGAGAUCCUGGGGCCAUUACCCACAGAUGGGCUCAAAUGAGGGUAAAGUCAUUUGAGAACUGAAGAGUCUUUAAAUUUCAAAUUACUUCCUAUUAAUGACCUUCCCAUCAAUGACCUCCCACAGCCUGGACAUAAAGGUUUAUUUAAAGCACUCAACAAGCCCCUUGCUUUGGAGGUGGUGGACUAAGGUACGGGUCUGCUUUAGUCAUCAGCUUGGAGACAAACAGUGCAGCCUGGUCGAUCAUUAUCUCUUCAGGCACCCCAAACAGCUUUAGAGUAGGACAAACAUGGGGUACCAAGUGGCACAUUAAACUAUAAUUGAUAUGUAUUAAUGCCUUCUCACAGACUUGGGCAGGAGACUGUUUUUUUAUUUCAGCCUCCCUGCCCGGUCAGUGGAGGCAGCCUUGGAAUGGUUAAAAAAUGUUUAUGGCUGCUACAGUAAGUGAUCAUCCAGUAUGUUCCAAUCUUGCUAUGGUAGCCACAAGUAUUUCACACUCUUAACCCCCUCACAAGGCUGCCCGAGCCGUGUUUAUUUUUUUUCUCUGACGGGCUGUUAAGAUACAGAAGCAAGAAGAUCAUUAGGUUGGUUUGAUUUACCUUUUACUCUUGCAUCAGUGUUGUCUUCUUCCUUGUGGGCCUGGCAGGCACAGUAUGGUGGACCUUGUCAGCAGGGUCAGCUUCUCUUUUGCCUCUCCACUUUUGCACUUCGCUGGGGUCCAGUAAGACCAUGAAGCUGACCUAGACAUAAGGCCAAUGCAGUUCCUUAGUUUCCCACAUGGCAGGGACAUCUCUGUUGUCCCCAUGGACAUGGAGGAAUGCCCUCUUCUUGGCAGACUGGUAAAUAACCUAAGGGAGAAGCCAGAGAAACAAUACACACCUUAUCAAGGAGUGCUUGAAGUGUAAGUCUAUAAGGAUGUACAGAGGGCUGGACAGUUGUUUGCUGACCACAGCCAGGUCUUCAUCUCCAUAACCUUCCACUGUUUAGGGCAGUGUCCACAAAAUUUGUUCAGGACAACUUGUUUCUGGGCAAGUCAGUUGCUCAGGAUGAAUCCACUGCCACAUGACAUAAAGGAGCAGAUGGAGCAGUGGAGUGGUAGGUGUAGUGAAAGUAAGGCACGUCAGUGAAGCACGAGUCUGUAGCACUCCAUCAGCAGUCAUGGGAUGGCUCUUUCAGGGUUGAGUGGCAUUGAGAGGAAGCGUCUGCCAUUUAGGUCCUCUUGAAGCUUGUCUUCUUGUCUAACGGCAGCAGAAUGGCACAGGUCAGAGUUCAGCAUACGAUUAAUGUCAGUAUUCACUCUUGUUUCUCUUCCUUUUUUAUGCUCCUGUCUUCUUGAAGCGAGUAAGGAGUCACAUGCUGUCUGACACAGUGCCAGCCGUGUCAUGUUGAUCAGACUCAACCCGCUGUCACGCUGCUAAUCUACAACACAGUGGGUGCUGAAUUGGCACUGUCUGUGAGGCAGUGAUGAAGUGCUCCAUCAUCACACUAGUCACAUUGUUUAUAAAAAUUUGCUGAUAGUGUUUGUUUAGCCUAAAUUUAACUAGCUUAACUUUAUUCAGCAAACAGAUAAGUUUAUGGCAUUUGUUGUGGCAUCAUGGCACUACACCUUAAAUGUUCCUAAAAACAACAAAGGUGCUGCAUGUUUCAAGUUUAUGGCUCUGAUUAAAAUCUUGGUGCUCAUUGUUCAUUGAACUAUAUAUUUUUUUAAUAAUCUGCUAUGUGUAUGUCUGGUCAUUACAGGCUAGGGCAGGCUUAGCAUCGUUUAGAAACUGACAAGAUGCCAAGCCAUAAGUAUUAGUUACACCAGAGUUACACCAUUAAAAAGUGCUAGCUGAAGAACACUUGUGUUUUAGUACUAAUUCAUGAUAACUGCCUAGAAUUUUAUGUUAUCCAGAUUCCUAAAUGAGUUUGCUGAUCUCUUUGGGUCUUUUUGCAACCAGGUUGGCUAUGCAUUUAUUUUGCUUUAAAAACGUAAUUGGUUUUGUUUCCUAAAUGGCCAUAGUCUUGUGAUUUCUAUUUUUGAUUUUUAAUUUCUUGCUUUCCUGCAAGAAGAGGAAUUGAAUUUCAUACUACUUGGGAUUCUCACCAUACCUUGUCAGGACAUCUGGUGGAAUAGCACUAGUAGAGACCUAGAUAGAUAAAUGCGAAGCUUCAUUGCUACAAUAUUGGUUCUACCUCAGCACAAUGAAAUUAAUGGCUUACUAUUGAUGAACUGUAAACAGAAUUGCUAACUGUUAACAAAAAUGCAGAAAGAAUUGUCUUGCAAAAAGGUUAGAUAGCUAAAUUAGCUAAUCUACUUUAAUAUGAUUAAACUGAAAUAGCUAUCUUAUUUAGACUCUUUUGGCAAAAUUAAAUGAUGUGUGAGUGAGUGAGGUAUUAUUUUUGCAAAGAAAAAAGGUAAUUAUAUUAGUUUAUAUACAGUAAGUGUCUACUGUAAGUUCUUUCAUUUAUAAUUUGCAAAACAUCCCCUAUUACACCAGAUACGAAAAAAAAAAAAACUGGUGGAAAAUAUAAAGUAAAAGGCUAUAUUUUGUUUGAUAUCAUAAUCAAAAAUUUGUUUAAAAAGUGGAGAAAACAUUUGGAGUAGUGUGCAUUUUUUUGUGUGCACUUUGUCAUCUAUCUAGGACUCUAGUUUGUAUAUCUCUGAUUGAAACCAGAAAGCCAUUUUAUCGGUGUAGCUUAUUAUAAGACAGUACUUAGAGCUCACACUGUUGCUUAGCAUUAACUCAUGAAUUAUAUGUUUUGUUAACUUGAAGCUAACGAAUAUUCAACAUUCACAUUGCUUUCACUGACACUCCCUCCGACCCUCACAUGUACACGCAUUACAUAUUUUAAAGAGAAAUACAGUGGAACUUGGGAUUACGAGCAAAAUUCGUUGGGUUUGUAUUUAAAAAAACACUCAUAAAUCAAAGCAAAAAUUCCCCAUAAAAAAUUAUAGAAACUCGAAUUAUUCGUUUCACAGCCCCAACAAAAUAAACACAUAAAAAUAAUUAAUACAAAAUAUAAACUGAAAAUUAAACAAAUUAACCUGCACUUUACCUUUAAAAAAGGUAAAAAAUAAAUCCAGACAGGUAAAGUCUUUCUGUUUAUGCGCGCAGGGGCUGUGUGUAUGUGUGAAGUAAGAGGAGGAAUCAGCCUUCCCCUUCUCAUCUCAGUAAACCUUUCUCCUCUCUCAUUUGAAUUACAUUAGCAAGGAACAUCGCUAAUGACACUUGUGUGAGCGAAUACAUUACCUUUGAAAAGUAUCGCGACAGAGUAGUGUUUCUGUGCAGUGCAGAGAGAGUGUGUGUGUGUAUGUGUGUCUGAAGUCGAGAAGGGGUGGGGGUUGGGUGGUGUAAAGGCGAGAGUUUGUGUGUGAAGGGGCAUGGUGUCAAAUUAUGUGCCCGCACACCCAUGACAGAGAGGGAGAAAAUGGAUCUUUAACAUCUCUAAUAAGACUUGCUUUCGCUUUACAUGCGCGCUUACAAACACAAAAUAAAAUAUGUUUUACACACACACGUGGUCACAGUGUUAUAGUAAACGGGCACUAAGACCCAGCAGGGGAGACGAUUACCCACAAUUCCGCAGCAUAAGAGAGAGAGAAAACGUUGGCUUAGUUGUGAUUACGUGACGCUCGGCGUCAAAACAAGAAGCGCAUGCAUGAUACAUGAUACUUGGUACUCGUAAACCAAGACAACACUCGUUUUUCAAGUCAAAAUUGAUUAAAAAUCUUUGCUUGUCUUGCGGAACACUCACAAACCGUGUUACUCACAAUCCCAGUUUCCACUGUAUAUUAAAAGGUCUCCUACAGUUAUAGUCUAAUUAUUAAUUUUUGUCACUAGAUGUAUGAUUAAUUAAAAACCUUUGUGUACACAUUUCAUAAGCAUCUUGUACAAACACACACACACACACACACACACACUUGUUAACUGUCCAGUAUUCAGUAUUCAGGUGUCACAAAGGCAGAGCAUGGAACUUGUAAAUGAGGCAAAUGCCUUUUGUACAGAAAUAAUUCUUUUGGUUGGUGUAUGAGGGAAGAUUUAGUAGAAUAUAUUUUGUAACCCAUGAACGUUGUAUAUCAAAUCUAUACUGCGCUUCCAUUUGAGUCAUGGCAUUAAUAAUUGUUAAAGAUAUCAAUGUAUGAAAUGUCCAACUAUAUGUUUUAAUAAAAUGGCAUCACAUUA